AUGGCUUCCCUUCAAGAACAAUCACCCCAAGACGCUCCUCACCUGAACUUCCGGGCCUUUGUCCAAGCACUGAAGGAUGACAACGAUCUCGUCGAAAUAAACGAAGAAUGCGAUGCUGAUCUGGAGGUCGGCGCCAUCAUUCGCAAGGUUUGCGAGAAUGAUGAAAGAGCUCCCCUCUUCAACAAGCUGAAAGGCCAGAACGAAAACGGCCUGUGGCGUAUCCUGGGUGCUCCCAACUCUCUCAGGUCUGACCCGACGCAGAAAUACGGUCGUCUUGCUCGACACUUGGGUUUGCCACCUUCUGCUACGAUCAAGGACAUCCUCGACAAAAUGGUUGCUAGCAAGACAGCCACUCCUAUUCCACCCGUCAUGGUCGAGAAUGGCCCUUGCAAGGAGUUCCGUCUCACUCCAGACCAAUUUGAUCUCACCACGCUGCCGGCUCCUCUUUUGCAUCAGUCCGAUGGAGGAAAAUAUGUCCAGACAUACGGCAUGCAUAUUGUCCAGUCACCUGACGGGAAGUGGACAAAUUGGUCCAUCGCGCGGGCUAUGGUUUACGACAAACAGCAUUUGGCGGGCUUGGUUAUCGAGCCUCAACAUAUCUGGCAGAUUCACCAGAUGUGGAAGAAAGAAGGAAAAGACAUGCCAUGGGCCCUGGCAUUCGGUGUGCCCCCAGCUGCUAUAAUGGCGGCUAGUAUGCCUCUGCCUGAUGGCCUGUCCGAGGCAGAGUACAUCGGGUCUCUUGCUGGCUCGCCAAUUGAGGUUGUCAAGUGCGAGACCAACGAUCUCCUGGUUCCCGCCAACUCUGAGAUUGUUUUCGAGGGAGUUUGCUCGAUAACCGAUAGGGCUCCAGAGGGCCCUUUUGGCGAAAUGCAUGGUUAUACCUUCCCUGGGGAUUCCCACCCCCAGCCCAAAUAUCGGGUCGACAUGAUCACACACAGAAAAGAUGCUAUCCUGCCAGUGUCUAACUGUGGACGUUUGUCAGAUGAGACACACACAAUGAUUGGCCCUCUCGCCGCCGCCGAAAUUGGGUAUCUGCUGAAGUCUCAAGGCAUUCCUAUCACUGAAUCUUUUUCGCCAUUGGAGUCCCAGGUCACUUGGGUUGCUCUACAGGUUGAUACCACAAAGCUACGAGCAUUGAAGACUACACCAGAAGAAUUUUGCCGCAAAAUUGGCGACAUCGUAUUCAGCCACAAAGCCGGGUACACAAUUCAUCGACUUCUCAUCGUUGGCGAGGACAUCGACAUCUACAACUUCAAGGAUGUCAUUUGGGCCUUCUGCACCCGUUGUCGUCCCGGAACUGAUGAAUACAACUUCGAGAAUGUUCGUGGCUUCCCCCUCAUUCCUUACAUGUCUCAUGGGAACGGGCCAAAGACGAUGGGAGGCAAGGUGGUUUCGGAUUGUUUGCUGCCUGUCGAGUAUACGACAGGCAAGAAUUGGGAAACAGCUGAUUUCGAGGAGUCCUUUCCUGAAGAUGUUAAGGCGAAGGUGCUUGAGAAGUGGGAGACCUUGGGCUAUAAGAAGUAG
This is a messenger RNA of Ilyonectria robusta, 1524 nucleotides long. Its product is annotated as UbiD decarboxylyase family. Lineage: Eukaryota; Fungi; Ascomycota; Sordariomycetes; Hypocreales; Nectriaceae. Gene Ontology annotation, biological process: ferulate metabolic process; cinnamic acid catabolic process. Gene Ontology annotation, molecular function: carboxy-lyase activity. Bases 1 to 1524 code for a protein of 507 amino acids. The transcript is spliced from 3 exons. Gene Ontology annotation, cellular component: cytoplasm. The record is from RefSeq and is a predicted model, not a curated record.